AUGUUGUUCCGAACGGGCUGCUUCCUGUCGAUUCUCAUCCUCGGGCCUGCUAUUGUAGGGGAUUUGUUCCCAAUUGAACAAACCGGCCGAUCUAUGACGUUAGUGAUGGGCACGCAGAUGGUGGUCGAUUGCAUCUCCCCGGUUGCCGGAGCGUAUAUCGCCCAGGGUUUAGGUUGGCGAUGGUUGAUCUGGCUGAUGGUGAUCGUUCUCGGAUUCUUCAGCCUGCUCCUCCUGGGGGUGCUCCGCGAGACAUACUCUGUUGUCCUUCUGCGGUGGAAGGCGGAGCGCUUACAGGAAGAGUGCGCAGACGGCCGGCAGGAGUAUCGGGCCAAACAUCAGGCCCGCGUCGAUGCGUCCACCGUGCUCGAAAGCGCGAUCGAACCCAUGCAGAUCCUGGCCCAGUCCCCCAUCCUCAUUCUGACGACGAGCUACAUGGCCACCACUUACGCCUUGGUCGCGCUGAUCAUUGCCACCCUCACAGGACAAUGGAGUCAGCCUACCCCACCGUCUUCUCCAGUGGCUCCGUUGGCUUGA
Messenger RNA from Aspergillus uvarum CBS 121591, 534 nucleotides. RefSeq lists its product as uncharacterized. Gene Ontology annotation, molecular function: transmembrane transporter activity. Bases 1 to 534 code for a protein of 177 amino acids. Lineage: Eukaryota; Fungi; Ascomycota; Eurotiomycetes; Eurotiales; Aspergillaceae. The record is from RefSeq and is a predicted model, not a curated record. The transcript has 2 exons. Gene Ontology annotation, biological process: transmembrane transport.